This is a messenger RNA of Symbiodinium necroappetens, 1395 nucleotides long. The record is from the annotation of a GenBank genome assembly. Lineage: Eukaryota; Dinophyceae; Suessiales; Symbiodiniaceae.
AUGGAGCCAGCCACCCGACCGAAAGCUGAUGCCAAACGCCUCACAGAUCUGGGGCGCAUGCCGGGGAACAGCACUGGCUACGUCUCUUCAGACGAUGAGGCCUACGAGAUCCAAGUCGCAGGGAACAAGACCGCCUUGGUGCAGCCUUUUACCUUAAUCACCCGGGCCAAAGAUCUGCCCGGGAGCCAUCCGAUGGCUCCGAAACAGCCGCCGAGACCUCCGGACCAGGAAGAGGUGUCUUGGAAAGUGGUCAUCCUGGUUUACGCGAUAGUCUCCAUCUGCUGUCUCUAUGUCGGUGGGCUUUACUAUGGCACCAAGGCCUGGGCCGUCCGGUCUGAAGAAGAGCUUCUGCAGGCCAGCGUGCUGCAUCCUCUCUUCAACACUGAGGAGCACUUUGCGCCGGAGUACUGGCAGGCUUCUAUGCAGCAGAAGGAUCGUCUGGAGGCACUGACAACCGCAACACAUGCGACUGCCCAAGCUCUGCAAAGCGUCGGCGUGCCCGCCUUCCUGGAGUCUGCUGGACUGAUCGGCUGGCUGCGACACAAUCGGUCACAGCUGCCUUGGGACUCCGAUGGUGACCUUGGAAUCCUCGAAGCCGACUGCAUCCAAGCUGGUGCCAGCAAGGAGUCGCUGAGCAAAGCAGUGGGAGAAGACUUCGCGGUGCUCAAGUUUGCGUGCACUUGCGAAGAGGACUGCGCCGGUGACAACAAGCGUAUGGUCGGCCGUGUGGCUCACCGGACAACUGGUGUUUGCAUCGACAUUUUCGCGUAUGCCCCGGUCAAAAAGAGCCGAGCAUGGCAGAAGGAGCAAAGGUACUCAGACAUUGAGUGGUGGGAGCGGGUCAACGACCAUGCUGACUUCACGUUUCCCAAAGACUCCUUGCUCCCCCUGCAGCAAGACACCUUCGCGGGCGCACCGAUGACGAUCCCUGCAAAGCCACGGGAGUUUCUCAGCUGGGAGUACGGACAAUGCCUGGGCGCGCACGUGUGGCCCUGGAGGAUUCUGCUGUACUCGCCUUCCAGCGACACGCUGGCAUUCAUCCUAGCAGCGAAGGGGGCCGUCUUCAUGCUCGGAGGUGCAGGAAUGGAUGCUCUGCCGGCAACGAUGGUGAUCUUUUGCUCUGCAGCAGCGGUGACUUUCCUGAGGGGUGGCCUCACGUUGCUGGCAGUGCUUGGGAUCUGCGCUUGCGAGUUUCUUGUGGUGAGCAUAAGGCCUGCGCUCUGCAGCUUUCGCAAGCUCCACUCUGCCUUGAUCGUUCUUGCAGUCGCCGUCUGCGCUCAAGGCCUCCAGGGCUGCUUGGAGCAGCUCCUUUGCCAGGUCGACGAUUUCUACUUGCACCCACGGCGACCGAAGUCCUGGACCCUCUGCGUGCUGGGCACGUGUUGGGACUUUUGA